UCUCGUAAACGAACUUCCGGCAGGUCGCACAUUGGCAGUAUGGCAGAUACAUCUGAUCCUCUUCAUGUGCAGACACCAUUGAUAGAGAGCACAGUGCUGAGCAAGUUGGGAGGCUUUCCUGUUUAUUUAAAACUAGAGAAUUGUCAACCAACUGGUUCAUUUAAGAUAAGAGGGAUAGGAAAUUUGUGUCAGAAGGCUGCACAGCAAGGUUGCAGUGAAAUUGUCAGUUCUUCUGGUGGAAAUUCAGGCCUGGCUGCAGCGUAUGCAGCAAGGAAACUUGGUCUCCAUGCUUCCAUUGUAGUGCCUGAGACAACACCUCCAUUUACCAGAGACAGGCUAAAAGAUGAGGGAGCAGAGGUUGAAGUUCAUGGGAAAGUUUGGAAUGAAGCAAAUGAGUUGGCCUUGAAGAUGGCCAGUAAACCUGGUUGUGUAAUGGUCCAUCCCUUUGAGCAUCCUGAUAUUUGGGCUGGACAUAGUACAAUGAUCAUAGAGGCAGCUAAACAAAUGCAUCAGCCUCCUGGUGCUAUCAUUGCAUCUGUGGGGGGAGGAGGCUUAAUGAAUGGCAUUUUGGAAGGGAUGACAAAAGUUGGUUGGCAGCACAUUCCUGUGGUAGCUGUAGAAACAGAAGGAGCUAACUGCCUGAAUGCUGCAAUACAGGCUGGCAAAAUUGUUACCUUGCCAGGGAUAACUAGCAUAGCGAAGUGCCUUGGAUCCACAGUUGUUUCUACACAGCUGUGGGACCAGCACAAGCAAUAUAAGUUUCACUCAGUGGUGGUAUCAGACAAGGAUGCUGUCAUGGCAUGUCAUAGAUUUGCUGAUGACCACAGAAUGAUGGUGGAGCCGGGUUGCGGUGCUGCAUUAGCAGUAAUCUAUACCGAUAUCCUCCACAAGCUGCAGGCAGAGAGGAAACUGGAGCAGGUGCACUCUGCCCUGGUGAUAGUUUGUGGGGGCAGCACAGUCACAAUGGAGCUAAUGAACUCAUGGAAAGCCCAAUUUGGACUGGUCUGAGGGCAUCAUGAAUACAUUAUCAGAAUUCUUUUUGUGUUAAAGCAAACUUUUAUUGCCAUAUAAUGUAGUGUACAGAUGGUAAUCACUAGCUUUAAACCUAGAUCAAAUUUUGAUUCAAAACAGACCUUUUUCCUGAUAGUGUGACUCCCCCCCUUCCAAACCCCACCUAUGGUCCUGAUUCUUGAUGAAUAUCACAUAAUGUUCUAUAUAAAUAAUAAUGUAGUUCAUUAGAAUAAUGGAAUGUAUGUACUAAAGGCAAACAAGAUGAACUAGAAAAGGUACAAGUCCAACAACUUUUAAAGGUGCCUUCAUUUCUUUCAACUCAAGAAAUGAGCAUUUUUAAUGAAGACUUUUUAUCAUUAUUAAUAUUUUUUCAUUAUUAAUAUUUUUUCAUUAUGAGGUGUAUGAACCCUAGUCAUGUGUUGGUAAAAAGUCGAAUUUAUUUUUUGCAAAAACAACCCUCAUAUAUGGUGAAUUAGGUAUUAUAUAGUCUAAUGCGUAAUGUUAAAAAAAUAAUUCUUUCUAAAAGACUUAUCCAUAACUUAUUUUGUGAUCAUUAUUUUCUGCUUUUUGUCUGUACAUUUGAGGGCUUUGCUGGGUGCCUUGUUCAUAGUCUCAAGUGUAAUGAUGUUAAAAAAUAUUUUUUCUAAGGAAACUUGUCUUUAAAGAGUCAGAAAAGCAUGUUUAGUCUCUUUGGAAAUGAGUCAUUUUUUUACAAUCAAGAUAUACAUUUUACUUCCAUCCUGGGCUGCAAAAUGAAUAGAAUUUAAGUAAACUAAUACUAGUAGGCCCUCAGUAAAAUAUACUAGUAUUACUAGGUUUAUGUGGAAAUAUAUAUUAAUCUAGAUGAGUAAAAGUUGGCCACAGUAUUGAUUCAAAUGGAUUGUAUUAGAUUAAUACAAUUUUUUCAAUGGAUAUGUUACUAAAAACUAUGGCAGAGAGAGAGCAUGGGUCCAUAAAAGGUGUAACAUUAUCUUACAUUAUCAUCAUCCUUUGCCCUUUGGGCAGAAUAUGGCAGCAGCAACAGCAGCAUGUUUAGACCAGAGUUGUUUCUGCCUGUCUCAUUAUUGCAAGGAACUUGGACCAGUAUCAUUCAUGACGGUGUCAGAGUAAGUUGCAUUUGGACUGCCUCUGUUUAGCCUUACCUCCAGAUGGUGUCCAAAAUAUGAAUUUGGAGACUGGUUUACCUAAAGUGCAGGCGACGACAAAUAAGUAUUCCCAAUACCAGAAUAAA
Messenger RNA from Lingula anatina, 2242 nucleotides. RefSeq names its product serine dehydratase-like. Gene Ontology annotation, molecular function: L-serine ammonia-lyase activity; threonine deaminase activity; pyridoxal phosphate binding. Gene Ontology annotation, biological process: L-serine catabolic process; L-threonine catabolic process. NCBI's taxonomy places the organism in Eukaryota, Metazoa, Brachiopoda, Lingulata, Lingulida, Lingulidae. The record is from RefSeq and is a predicted model, not a curated record.